Melitaea cinxia (Glanville fritillary) is the source of this 1357-nucleotide messenger RNA. Its product is annotated as alpha-tocopherol transfer protein. The transcript has 6 exons. Gene Ontology annotation, cellular component: membrane. Bases 119 to 1045 code for a protein of 308 amino acids. The record is from RefSeq and is a predicted model, not a curated record. Gene Ontology annotation, molecular function: phosphatidylinositol bisphosphate binding. Lineage: Eukaryota; Metazoa; Arthropoda; Insecta; Lepidoptera; Nymphalidae.
UCACUAUCGGAUGCUAAUAACAAGGGAACGUGUGUAUGUCCGCGACGCAAUGCGCCGGAGUGUUUCGUAGAGUGAGGACGUCAACGAUCGACUUCUCGCCUAGGAUAAUUUUGAGGAAAUGCCAACUCCAGAAUACAAUGUGGACUUCGAUCUCGGCGAGCCCCCACCAGAUUUGCAGGAGUACGCUCGCCUCCAAUGUGGCGAAGACCCUAAUUCGCGGCUACAAGCAAUUUACGAGCUUAGAGACAUGAUAUAUGAACGCGGCGAAUGUACUCCCCAUCGAAUGGAUGAUGAGUAUUUGUUACGAUUUUUGAGGGCACGCAAUUUUAUUCCACAACGAGCACAUAGACUGAUGGUAAAUUAUUACCAGUUUAAAGAAGAUAAUCCAGAGUUGUUUGAAAACGUUUACCCCUUAGACUUGAAGAGGAUAGGAGAUAAUAAUAUUGUAUCUGCGCCACCGUAUCGUGAUCAACAUGGACGAAGAUUGCUUUUUUUCAGACUUGGAUGUUGGGAUCCGAAGGAAACGUCGGUAGAAGAUCUCUUCAAAGCCACCAUAUUUACAUUAGAACUGGGCCUAUUAGAGCAACGCACUCAAAUAUUAGGAGGAGUGGCAUUGUUUGAUCUGGAGGAUCUGGGCAUUCAACACGCCUGGCAAAUUACUCCUUCAGUCGCAACUAAAAUUAUUAAGCUUCUGGUGUCAUCUUUUCCAACGAAGACUCACGCCAUACAUAUAAUUAAUCAUUCGUGGAUUUUUGAUAAAAUAUAUAAUAUAUUCAAGCCACUUCUUACGAAAGAGAUGAGCUCUAAGAUCUACUUCCACGGCCACGACAAAACUUCGCUUCACAAGCACAUCAGUCCUGAUCAUUUACCAGAGAGAUAUGGAGGCACCUGGCCAGAAUACCCGUACACGAUUUGGCUUGAAUCUUUAAAAACAAAUUUCAUCGUAGCCAAAGAUAUUCUAGCAAAUGGAUACAAGUUUCGCGAAGAAGAAAUUUGUCCUGAAGUAGUGAGACGACUUAAAGAGGAAGGCAUAAAACUAUCUUAAGUGGACAACAUAGUAUUGUAACCAUGUGGCCAUAAUUUUCCGCAGUUCCACAUUUUGAUAUAAAUAUAUUUAAUGUGAAAUUCUUAGUCAUACUGAAUCUUAAUUUAAAAGUUAACUUUUUUUUUGUUGUAAUUAGAUUAUAAUAAUUUUCAUGCCAUUAAACAUGUAUAUUUACGUACAAUUUACGUAUUCAAUACUAGUUUUCGUUAAUUAUAUUUUAUAUAGGUAUAUAUUAAAGUUAAAUGAUACCAAUCCCUAAAAGCAAAACGGUUUUUUUUUGCUUUAACAGCUAAACAUUACUAAAAAAGAACU